Messenger RNA from Funneliformis caledonium, 152 nucleotides. NCBI's taxonomy places the organism in Eukaryota, Fungi, Glomeromycota, Glomeromycetes, Glomerales, Glomeraceae. The record is from the annotation of a GenBank genome assembly.
GAGACAGUUUUGACCUUUUAGUUAAUAAUACACAAACAAUCAUUUUAAGUGAAGAAAAAUCUUUUAAUAAGUUUAAUGAAGAUAAUAAUGAAGAAAUUGAAAACUUUGAGCCACUAUAUUCUGUUGCAUCAGAAAUGACUUUUAUAAACUGA